Ipomoea triloba (trilobed morning glory) is the source of this 3036-nucleotide messenger RNA. RefSeq names its product putative late blight resistance protein homolog R1B-17. NCBI's taxonomy places the organism in Eukaryota, Viridiplantae, Streptophyta, Magnoliopsida, Solanales, Convolvulaceae. The transcript is spliced from 3 exons. Gene Ontology annotation, molecular function: ADP binding. The record is from RefSeq and is a predicted model, not a curated record. The coding region runs from base 88 to 2721 and encodes 877 amino acids. Gene Ontology annotation, biological process: defense response to other organism.
GUAAAUUCACAUUCCUCGCUCAAGAUUUCAAUCUGAGCUCUGAUUCCAUCUUUCUGUACUAGCUAGCUAGCUGAGUAGAACUCUCCAAUGGCAUUUGUUGUCGUAACUUCACUACUGGGAGUUGUAGACCAACACUUUCUGCAACCCAAUCAAUUCUUGACCAAUAUUCUCGACGAUUCACAAAUAGCCGUCUCGUUAUCCAACAAGCUCCGAUCUCUGCAAGCCUUUCUGGAGGAAUCGGAGAUCCAAACCGCAGAUGAAGCUCUGGACGCGAAAAUCCGAGACGUUGCCGUCGAAUUAGAGGCCAAAAUCGAGUCAAAACUCAAAGAGGUGUAUUCGUCUUCCAGCAAUGGAGAUCGCCGCGGGCUUCAUAACACCCUCCAAUCCGUAAUGAAAGAGAUUGAAUCGCUCGAAUCCCGGAUCGAGAUUCACAAGCAAACCCUACCCGUCAAAGAGCCUUCAACCCCGCCGUCUACGGAGGCGGAAAUCUCCGUGAUUUCCGCCUCCACACACUACAAUUUGGCCGCCGGGAACGAAAUGAUCGGAUGCAAGGAUCAAUUGGAGAGGAUAUCGGAGUUGCUCGUCGAUAAACAGCUGUCUGAAAAUCGGGAAGUCAUCGCCGUUACCGGGAUGGGCGGUAUUGGGAAAACAACCCUUGCUAGAACAGUCUACGAAGAUCCAGAAAUCAAAAAUUUCUUCGACAUCUCUGCGUGGACUGUCGUCUCACACCAGCACAACAAAAAAGAGAUUCUCCUUCGCCUUCUGGGCUGCAUUGUGCCAUUGACCAGUGAAAUCUACAAGAAAGACGACGGGGAGAUAGCGGACCAACUGCGCAAAAGCUUGAUGGGUCAAAGGUAUCUCAUUGUGUUAGACGACAUAUGGAACACUAAAGCCUGGGACGACAUCCAAGGUUGCUUCCCCGACAACAUGAACGCCAGUCGAAUCUUGACGACCACCAGGCAUGACGAGGUAGCUAAGUAUGUUGAUAGCUCGGGAGCAUUGGGUAAGUAUACUCACCAAAUGCGCUUUCUAAAAUCAGAUGAAAGUUGGGAGUUGUUUUCUUUAAAGGUUUCUGGGAAAAAGGACUUUGAUCUCCCUGAAUUUACACCAAUUGGGAAAAUCAUUGUUGAGGAAUGCCAGGGAUUGCCUCUUACCAUUGUUGUGAUUGCUGGGCUUCUGGCAAAACUUAAAGAAUCUAAGCAGUGGAAGGAUGUUUCAGACAAUGUUAGGUCUUUGGAUAAAGUGGAUCCUAGUAAGACAUGUUCUAAAGUGCUGUCGUUGAGCUAUAGCUACUUGCCUGGUCACUUGAAAGCUUGUUAUCUUUACUUCGGAGUGUUCCCGGAAGACAGUGACAUUCUUGUCGGGAAAUUGGCUAAAUUAUGGGCGGCCGAGGGGCUUUUAAUGUCGGAGAAGAAUAUGAGUUUGGAAGAGGUGUCAGUGUUUUACCUGUUUGAUCUUAUUAGUAGAAGUUUAGUUCAGGUUAACAUGCGGAGUUUUGAUGGGAAUAUCAAGUCGUGUAAGCUCCAUGAUCUGUUGCAUGAGAUUUGCGUGAGAGAGGCGCUAAAGGAGAACCUUAUGGAUGCACAUAAUGGAUCAAAGUCGAGUUGUCGUUGGAUAACCUGCAGGAAAAAUCAAUGGCCGAUCACUCAAGCAACUCAUGGGAAUCAUGUGCUUGAUAGGAUCCGGUCCUUUAUGCAUUUUGGUAAGGAUUUAUAUCUUGCGAAAUGCAGAUUGGAAUUCCCGUGUUUGAAAUUGCUAAGAGUGUUGGACUUGUCUUUAAUAAAAUACUGGCAUGGUGUGCCUAGCGGGCUAGAGGAUUUGGUUCAUUUGAGAUACUUGGGUUUAACUACUAUAGGUUCUCUUUACAAUUUUCAAUUGUUGAAGCUUAAAAAUUUGCAAACUCUCGUGGUUCAUUCGUGGAGGGAGGAGGAUCGCUUGCAACUGCCGAUUAAUAUUUUGGAUUUGCCACUGCUAAGGCAUGCUCAUCUUUCCAAGAGGGCGGCACUCUAUCUUCCAAAUAUGGUUCAAGAAAGAUUACAAUCUCUUUAUUGGGUGAAAGUUGCCAAUGUGAACCACGAAACUAACUUCAAAAGAGUACCUAAGUUGAAAGAAUUAGGGAUUUACAUUGAUGAUAAAUUGCCACAUGGUGCUCUUGAUAGUCUUGUUCAUUUAGAUCGGCUUGAGAAGUUAAAAUUUGAAGUGGGAAGGGCCGAGCGCUUCUCUCUUCCAGCUGCUUUAUCACCAAACCUUAAGACGCUGUCACUUCGUUACACCUAUCUUCCAUGGAAGCAGAUGGACAUAAUCGGCAAGCUGCCCCGCCUUGAAGUACUCAAAUUGAAGGAUUUUGCCUUCUGCGGCUCAAAGUGGAAUCCAUCCGAGGAGGGGUUUAAAAAUUUAAAGCUCUUCCUCAUUGCACGUUCAGAUCUCAAACAUUGGAAUGCAACUUCAGAACACUUCCCAGUUUUGAAGCGCCUAGUCCUAAAAAACUGUUGGGACUUAGUAAGCAUUCCAAAUGAUUUUGCUGGAAUUUACACGCUGGAAUCAAUCGAGUUAGAAAGUUGUUAUUCUUCCCUUGUGAAGUUUGCUGAGGAAAUUAAAGAGCAACUACAGGACUUUGGGAUUGAUUUACUUGUUCGUAAACUUGGAAUUAAGGAAAAAAUGCCAGAAGAAGAAAGCGAAACUGAGGAAGAAGACAGCGAGGGAUCUGAUGAUGUUAACUAAAACAUGACUGAUCUAAAGCAAGAUGAAGGUGAUCUCUUGCAACCAACAAAGCUAUGAAAAUGGUGUGUUUUGUAGAGGCUAAUGUUGCAACUGAUAAAGUUGUUUGUUUGUCUAUCUUUUCCAUAUUGUCGUCCGGUCUCUUGGGAUUUAUGUUGCAACCAAUAAAGUUGUUUGUUUGUCUAUCUCAACAUUUUGUACUUGUAAUUGACAGCUUGGUUGACACAUUGCAAAAUGUGUUAAUUGAGAUUCACAAUAUCACAAUAUAAUAUGGACCAAAAACCUUGGUCCAUGUUAUAACAAUUGCUAUCUCUUCCA